Molecule: messenger RNA, 769 nt
Organism: Mercurialis annua (annual mercury)
Lineage: Eukaryota; Viridiplantae; Streptophyta; Magnoliopsida; Malpighiales; Euphorbiaceae
Product: ATPase 11, plasma membrane-type-like
Exons: 8
Coding region: 355-621 (88 amino acids)
Biological process (GO): regulation of intracellular pH; proton transmembrane transport
Cellular component (GO): plasma membrane
Molecular function (GO): P-type proton-exporting transporter activity
Source: RefSeq, a predicted model, not a curated record
ACUACACCAAAAUAAUGUUUUACCGGCAAUUUCUUAAAGAUGGUUUCAAAUAGUGCCACUAAAUUAUAAAUGUAAAAGUUAACGACGCUAUCUAGAGACGAGUUUUAAUUUCGUAGAAACUUAUAGAGUUAUUCUUCGUGGUGCUCAAAGUUCAGAUUACUGUCUCGGUAAUCGAUUGUGAGGAUCUCUCAGUCACGAAGCUAGGGGUUUUGGACUGAAACUUGCAGCUGAGAGUGGAACUCCAAAUAUUACUAAAUCAGGGUAGACUGGGUCCUGCGCAAAAGAUAAGUUUAAGUAUCAAUUUGAAAUUCAGGCCACCACGUCUCCUCCGCAACCACCCAAGCUGAGUCUGUAAUGGGAUGCAAGAUAAAAGUACAAAUAAAAAAGCUUCAUCGGUUUCAGAAGGGGAAGCCUCCAGAUUGGCAAGAUUUUGUUGGAAUUAUUACUUUGCUGUUGAUCAACUCGACUAUUGGUUUUAUUGAGGAAAACAAUGUUGGUUACGCGGCUGCUGCUCUCAUGGCUAGUCUUGCUCCGAAUGCUAAGGAUAUGAUGGUGCUAAGGAUAUAUGGAGAAUCGGAUAAGGUUAUGGACCAAAGGCUACAAGAUAUGAAGCAUGUUUAGUUUUUAUAAAUUUUAGACAAGACAUUGUAUUAAUUUCUACUUCAACUUACACAUUACAGUUAAGGGUAUGAAUUAAGUAGAAGUUUCGUUGAGGGUGUGAAAUAGACAUUAAAAUUGCAAGUUUAUGUAAUUUUUUUUAUUAUUGAUA